Messenger RNA from Acanthochromis polyacanthus (spiny chromis), 1129 nucleotides. Its product is annotated as tetraspanin-8-like. Gene Ontology annotation, cellular component: membrane. The transcript has 9 exons. NCBI's taxonomy places the organism in Eukaryota, Metazoa, Chordata, Actinopteri, Pomacentridae. The record is from RefSeq and is a predicted model, not a curated record. The coding region runs from base 181 to 960 and encodes 259 amino acids.
UCAGAUGGGGAGGACCUCUCUCCCUCUGAACACGGGGGUUUCCUCUCCCUCUCCCUCUCUCUCUCCACCCAUCCAGAUGUAAAGUUUCUCAUUACUAAAUCGCGGUUAUCCUUCUGUGUGGCAUUCGGAUUGGCUUUCAAGGAAAGUUUUAAACUGUGGUGGGAGAUCAAGCGAGGCAAAAUGGGGAAAGUGAACGUUUGUUUGAAACGGACUUACUUAAUUGUGAUCAGUUUGAUCGCGAUCAUUGCUGUCCUGCUGUUGGGACUCACUCUGUUCAGUCAUGGACACUUCCACAGAGAGGAAGAGAUAGAGGAAGUGCUCACAGCACUGCACGUCAUGUACGCCGUUGCCGUUGUAAUUCUGGUCUUGACCAUCAUUGGUGGGUUUGGUGCCUAUAAAGAGAAGAAGUGGGCCCUGAUAGUGUUUACAGUUGGAAUGAUUAUGGGCAGCCUGUACAUGAUGGUGUCUAGUGUUGGUGGAUUGGCUUCUCACCAGCAAGUUGAAAAAGACAUGAGGAAGAACCUCCUGGCCAAGCUGCCGCUGAAUAAUCAGAGUGAGCAUGACCUCAUGGACGUACAGAGUGAAUUCCAGUGUUGUGGGCUGGAUCAGGGCUACCAGGAUUGGAACUAUUAUAUCCCAGAAUCCUGCCUGUGUCUUGAAGGCUCCACUAACCCAUGUGUGGCGGCACCAAGAAACAGCAGCCUGUUUGUGGACAGGGCGGGUGAAGAGAUUAUGAUUUAUUCUCAGCCGUGCCUUUCAUACAUCAUGGAAUACGCUAUGCAUAUCUUGAAUGCUGUGCUGGGCAUUUUGCUGGGAAUCACAUUAUUGUGGGUGUUGUCGGUUGUGUUGGCUAUCGUCAUCUUGUGUCGGCUGGAUCGGAAGCAGGAAACUCCCACAGUGGUUUACAGUCCGGAGGCAAAAGCAGGCAACUACGCCUGCCUCACAGAGGACUGCACCUGAUCUUUUGCUCUUUUUAAAUGCUUUGGCUGCAUGUCUGCAUAUUUAGCAAAGAUAAGAACAACUUUGAGAUCAAUGGGAUUAACACAGCAACAAAAAAAAUUGUAUUGGUGAUGCUUGUUUAUACAGUAUCCAACAAGUGAAGCUGCAUUAAAUGCAUGAGGUAACAUUU